AUGCGUGCUCUAGACCAGCACAGCACGCUGCAUAGCACCCACCCUUGUAUCAAUAAUGCUACUUGUACCAAGCACACAAGUAAGGCAGAGGAAUUGAGGGCGGCAAAAAAGAGCGGGAUUGCAACGAAGCCGGAUCUGCCAAAUAUGGAAGAUGUUGUGUUCAUGGAUUCUGAAAAUGAGAAUGUCUGCGACAAUGUCAAUAGUGUGGAAGAUGAAAAUGUAGAAGGAGAUGGUUUGAUCGUGCCUGAGGUUGGUAUGCAGUUCAAGGAUGAAAAAGAACUGUAUGCAUUUUAUGCAAGAUAUGCUUAUACCGUAGGUUUUCCAGUUAGAAAAAGGAGUUCGUCGAAGGAUGAUGAUGGUGUUUUGAGAUAUGUCACAUUCACAUGUAGUCGGGAGGGACGAAGAAGUGGUAAUACAAGCAUUUCUUUGAAGCCACACCCAACAAUUCAAACGGGUUGUAAAGCUCGAAUAUCUGCAUCUUUAGAUAUUCACGGAUACUGGAAAAUUAACAUGGUUCACCUUGACCACAAUCAUAAGACAAGUCCUACUAAGUCAAGAUUGUAUCGAUGUAAUCGAGAAUUGAGUGUACACGUGAAACGGAAGCUCGAAGUGAAUGAUAUAGCAGGAAUACCACUACAUAAAAGUUUUAACUCUGUAGUCGUUGAGUCUGGUGGCUAUGAGAAUAUGGCUUGCGUAGAGAAGGAUUGUCGGAACUAUAUCGAACAAGUGAGACGGCUAAGACUUGGUGAGGGUGACGCACUUGCAAUACAGUCUUACUUUUCUGAAAUGCAAUCACGGUGCUCGGGAUUUUAUUUCAGUAUUGACUUGGAUAAUGAUUUACGCCUAAAGAAUGUUUUCUGGGCAGACAAUUGA
Molecule: messenger RNA, 873 nt
Organism: Olea europaea var. sylvestris
Lineage: Eukaryota; Viridiplantae; Streptophyta; Magnoliopsida; Lamiales; Oleaceae
Product: protein FAR1-RELATED SEQUENCE 7-like
Exons: 3
Coding region: 1-873 (290 amino acids)
Source: RefSeq, a predicted model, not a curated record